Molecule: messenger RNA, 922 nt
Organism: Linum tenue
Lineage: Eukaryota; Viridiplantae; Streptophyta; Magnoliopsida; Malpighiales; Linaceae
Source: the annotation of a GenBank genome assembly
UUCUAGGGUUUAGGAAGUGGCCGCAGAGGAGGAGGAAGUGAAGUGAAGAGCCGAGCCGCACAGGGAAGCAUACAAUGGCGAGGAUUAAGGUUCACGAGUUGAGGAACAAGUCCAAGACAGACCUCUUGAGCCAGUUGAAGGAGCUCAAGUCUGAGCUCGCUCUCCUCCGCGUCGCCAAGGUCACCGGCGGUGCACCGAACAAGCUUUCCAAGAUCAAGGUCGUGAGGCUAUCGAUUGCGCAGGUGCUGACAGUGAUCUCUCAGAAACAGAAGGCCGCUCUCAGGGACGUUUACAAGAACAAGAAGUUGUUGCCCCUUGAUCUCCGUCCCAAGAAGACUCGUGCUAUUCGCAGACGCCUCACCAAGCACCAAGUGUGUAUUCUCUUGCUGUUCGUUUAACUAUAAUUAUGCUGUUAUGUUAUUGAUAAUAUGUCUUGCACUAGGAGUAGGAGAAUGCUCAGCGUAGAAAUAGUUAACUUGAUAAGGGUGGAAAUUGUUUGAAGCUAUCCAGUGUUAUGAAAGCAAUAGAACUGGUGGCAACUUGGUUAUUGGUCGAAGCCUCACAUCUGCGAGCUCCUAAGGUUAGCUAGUGAAUCUAGAAGGCAAUUGUAUUGAUGACCUAGGGUUAAGCAUCUGGUGACUGGAAGCAUCUCUUAAGACCGAGCGGGAGAAGAAGAAGGAGAUGUACUUCCCAUUGAGGAAAUAUGCUAUCAAAGUUUAGGGUAGUCGAAUGGCCAUCUUUUAGUUCAACCUGUGGGUUUGUUUAUGUUCGAAGACCUAAAAUUACUCGCUAUUUUUCUCGGAAUCCAUGAUCUUUUGUUAGUUCCUGUCCAGACCUCCUUGGUUACUUUCCAUGCCGAUGUUUGCAAUGUCACGCAAGUACCUUUGUUGCUAGUGUUCCUCGUGGGACUUCGAUGACCCAU